GGGACAGAGACGCCGGACUGAGGCUAAUGGCGGCGUCCACCGAACAGAACACCGGAGGCGUAGAGGAGGCCGCGGAGAAAGAGGGACCGCGAGUUCUGGAACCCGGCGCCGCCCCGUUCGGAAAUUUCCCUCAUUAUUCCCGCUUCCACUCUCCAGAGGAACGGCUCCGCCUCCUGCCUCCGGAGCUGCUUAGCCGGCUCUUCCCUCAGGGUCCCGAGACGAAGCCGAUUCUGGGGCUAGACGUGGGGUGUAACUCCGGGGAUCUAAGUGUGGCUCUGUACAAACACUUCCUUUUCCUACGUGAUGGGGAGACCUACUCAGAUGCCUCAAGAGAACUCCGUCUCCUCUGCUGUGACAUAGAUCCAGUCCUGGUGGAGCGAGCUGAAAAAGAAUGCCCAUUUCCUGAUGCCUUGACUUUUAUUACCCUGGACUUCAUGAAUCAAAGGAGCCGGAAAGUUCUCUUGAGCUCUUUCUUAAGCCAAUUCGGACGCUCAGUUUUUGACAUUGGCUUCUGCAUGUCAAUAACCAUGUGGAUUCAUCUGAACCAUGGGGACCAGGGCCUGUGGGAGUUCCUGGCUCACCUCUCCUCCCUCUGCCACUACCUCCUUGUGGAGCCACAGCCCUGGAAAUGUUACCGGGCAGCUGCAAGGCGUCUUCGAAAACUGGGCCUCCAUGAUUUUGACCACUUCCACUCCCUUGCCAUCCGAGGUGAUAUGGCCAAUCAGAUUGUGCAGAUCUUGACCCAGGACCAUGGCAUGGAAUUAGUAUGCUGCUUUGGUAACACCAGCUGGGACCGUAGCCUUCUGCUCUUCAGGGCAAAACAAACCACAGAGACUCAUCCAAUCCCUGAAUCACUGAUAGAAGGAAAAGAAAGGAACAAGUUAAGAUUCGGGAGAUAGUGAGAUGAGAGGGGGAGAAGACCAGGAAAGAGAUAUUGAAAGGGUUCUCUUAGAAUUAAGUUCAUUCUCCUUAAUUCCUUAACAGUCCACUUCAAAACCUGGCAGAAGCUUUUGGCAAAAUGUCCCAGAUGCAACUGAAAAAAAAACCAAUAUCUGUUCCCCAUUGUUUGGGAUGAUCCUGAAGGAGAAUGCAUCUGUGGAGCAAUGACCUGAGCUGUCUGGAUUGAGAUGGCCUAGAGAAAGUGAUCCUGUUUCUGGGAUAUGGAAGGAGCUGCUUUUGGUGGUUAUUUAGAAAAGACCAGGCUAGCCUUAGGAUGUGUCAUUUCCCUGGGCCCCUUGAAUCUGAUCUGGCUUCUUCAGGAUUUAAUUCAUCAUGCCUUUGGGCAAAACCUCACUAUACUGUCUGAAAAAAGAAUCACUGGCCUGGCUGAAGGUGAGGGUUGGUAGGAAAAACAUCUUAUCUUUCCAGGGCAAAUCAAGUCUCUAACAUGACCAGGCUCAGCACAGCAGUUACAGAUACUAGGCAAGAUGCAUUGGCUGACAUUUAAAAGAUUUAAAUUAUUGGGGGGGUGGGGGAGUAAACAG
Messenger RNA from Miniopterus natalensis, 1484 nucleotides. It is a transcript of the gene BCDIN3D, whose product is annotated as BCDIN3 domain containing RNA methyltransferase. Gene Ontology annotation, cellular component: cytoplasm. The record is from RefSeq and is a predicted model, not a curated record. Gene Ontology annotation, biological process: negative regulation of pre-miRNA processing. Gene Ontology annotation, molecular function: RNA methyltransferase activity; O-methyltransferase activity. NCBI's taxonomy places the organism in Eukaryota, Metazoa, Chordata, Mammalia, Chiroptera, Miniopteridae.